Ylistrum balloti is the source of this 5013-nucleotide messenger RNA. Its product is annotated as cytosolic 10-formyltetrahydrofolate dehydrogenase-like. The record is from RefSeq and is a predicted model, not a curated record. Gene Ontology annotation, biological process: one-carbon metabolic process; biosynthetic process; 10-formyltetrahydrofolate catabolic process. Gene Ontology annotation, cellular component: cytoplasm. Gene Ontology annotation, molecular function: formyltetrahydrofolate dehydrogenase activity; aldehyde dehydrogenase (NAD+) activity. The transcript has 25 exons. Lineage: Eukaryota; Metazoa; Mollusca; Bivalvia; Pectinida; Pectinidae. The coding region runs from base 72 to 2843 and encodes 923 amino acids.
UGGGAACGUGGGUUGGGGAAAGAUAUUGACCACACAGGCUUAUUAUCUCUGCAAACUGCCCCAGAUUCACAAUGUUUGCAAGUCGUCAGCUCGUCCGAUAUUUUUCGACCUCCAAGAAUUGGUACAGUAACAUGAAGAUUGCUGUGAUUGGUCAAAGUUUGUUUGGGGCGGACGUCUAUCGCCUUCUACAAAAAGAUGGACACAACAUAGUGGGCGUGUUUACAGUACCAGAUGUUAAUGGCAAGCCCGACCCUCUAGCGGCAGCUGCGGCCAGUGAUGGCAUCCCUGUAUUUAAGUACAAACGGUGGCAGGUGAAAAAACAAGUGAUUCCAGAAAUUCUAGAAGAGUACAAAUCUGUGGGGGCCGAACUCAAUGUUCUGCCAUUCUGCUCACAAUUUAUCCCAAUGGAUGUUAUCAACUUCCCUCGGAAACAGAGCAUCAUUUACCAUCCUUCAUUGCUUCCUCGUCACAGAGGGGCGUCCGCCAUUAACUGGACUCUGAUGCAGGGUGAUGCUUCUGCAGGUUUCUCUGUGUUUUGGGCCGAUGAUGGACUAGACACAGGCCCAAUACUGCUUCAGAGGAAAACCUUUGUGGACCCCAACGACACUGUUGAUACCAUCUACAACCGGUUCCUCUUCCCUGAGGGAGUCAGAGCCAUGGGUGACGCUGUGAGAAUGAUUACUCAAGGCACUGCCCCCAGUAUUGUACAGAGUGAGGAGGGAGCCACAUAUGAUGCCAUGCUGAACAAGAAGGCUUUAGUGGAGAUAAACAUGGACCAAUCGGCGUUGGCUAUCCACAACUUUAUCCGAGGGUGUGACAAGGUACCAGGUGCCUGGACAACUAUUGAUGGACAGAAAGUGACCUUGUUUGGUUCACGCCUUUGGGACAGGAUGGAGCCACUUGGGACCAAAGUGGAUGUGAAAGGUGCCGCACAGAAAGGAGUUGUCCACAAGUACGGGUUGGCUCUGUAUGGAAAUGAUGGGAAAAUGGUGAAUGUGACCCAGUUACAAUAUGAAAAUGGGAAGAUGAUACAGGCCUGCAAGUUUGGCAAGGAGGACUUGUCACAGUCAAAACUGGAGCUCUCAGAAGAGGAAGAGAAAAUGAUAGCAUCACUGAAGUCUGUAUGGAACGGUAUUUUAAAUGUUGACAUUGAGGAUGGUACUGACUUCUUCAAGUCUGGAGCUGGCUCCAUGGAUGUUGUCAGGUUGGUAGAGGAAGUAAAGGAGAAAUGUAACGGUACCACCCUCCAAAAUGAGGACGUGUACAUGAAUACCACAUUUGAAGAUUUCUCCAGCUGCGUGAUCCGACGUAGUCGAGGAAUUGAGGAUAAGGAACCAUUUGUAUUUGAUGCGGUGAAGAUGAGGGCAAACAACAUGGAUAUUUCCUUUGCGCACCAACUUUUCAUUGACAAUGAAUUUAUAGACUCUUCUGAUGGAAACACUUUCAAGACCAUAAAUCCUAGUGAUGAAUCUGUGAUAUGUGAGAUAGCCAAAGGAACUCCGACUGAUGUUAACCGAGCAGUGGAGGCAGCUAAGGCAGCAUUUUAUGAAGGAGAGUGGGGGAAAAUGAACGCCCGAGACAGAGGAGCUCUUAUGUUCAAACUUGCUGACUUGAUGGAACAACACCAGGAGGAGCUAGCAACAAUUGAGAGUAUUGACUCUGGGGCUGUGUACACUCUAGCACUGAAAACCCAUGUGGGCAUGUCUAUUGCUACCUUCAGAUACUUCGCUGGCUGGUGUGAUAAAAUUCAGGGUUUGACAAUUCCUAUCAACAAUGCACGACCAAGCAGGAACCUGACCUACACAAAACGAGAACCAAUCGGUGUCUGUGGUAUAGUAGUGCCCUGGAACUACCCACUUAUGAUGUUGGCCUGGAAGAUGGCUGCCUGUCUGGCCGCUGGUAACACAGUGGUACUCAAGCCAGCACAGGUGACACCAUUGACUGCACUCAAGUUCGCUGAGCUCGUUGUGGAGGCUGGCUUCCCUCCAGGUGUCAUCAACAUUCUUCCUGGUCCAGGUUCAUCUAUUGGUCAAGCCAUGUCAGAACACCCAGACAUCAGGAAACUUGGCUUCACUGGGUCAACUCCCAUCGGCAAGACCAUUAUGACAAGCUGUGGUAAAUCUAACCUGAAAAAAGUGUCACUGGAAUUGGGCGGCAAGUCACCACUCAUCAUCUUUAAUGAUUGUGACCUUGACAAGGCUGUCAGAAUGGGAUGUGGAGCUGUGUUCUUCAACAAGGGAGAGAACUGCAUAGCUGCUGGUCGGCUUUUUGUGGAAGAGUCCAUCCAUGAUGAGUUUGUAGCAAGAGUGCUUGAAGAAAUUAAGAAAAUGAAGAUCGGUAAUCCCCUUGAUCGGUCAGUUGACCACGGACCCCAAAACCACCGUGCUCACUUAGAGAAGCUGCUGGAGUACUGUGAAAUAGGUGUGAAGCAAGGUGCCACACUUGUGGCUGGAGGCAAACAGUGUGACAUGCCAGGGCUGUUUAUGGAGCCAACAGUUUUCACUAAUGUGGAGGACCAUACAUUUAUUGCUGAGGAAGAAUCCUUUGGACCAGUCAUGAUCAUCUCUAAGUUCCAAGAUGGAGACAUCGAUGGUGUGAUUCGUCGUGCCAAUGACACAGAGUUUGGUCUCGCUUCUGGUGUGUUCACCAAGGACAUCAACAAAGCCAUGCAUGUAGCAGAUAACAUACAGGCUGGUACUGUGUUUGUCAACACCUACAAUAAAACUGAUGUCGCCGCACCAUUUGGAGGAUUCAAACAAUCUGGAUUUGGAAAAGAUCUUGGCCAAGAGGCGCUGACAGAAUACCUUAAGACAAAGGCUGUGACUGUGGAAUAUGGCCAGUAAUGAAAGGCCCAGACAGAAAACAUAUGAAGCAUUUCUGAGUCUUGAAAGACAGACCAAGAUGAUCUCAGUAUGUACAAAGCCUCUCAAGGAUUCAAGCAUUUCAACGAAAAUGAUGUCUCUAAUUGACCCAGAUUCUCGAGCUUCUGUUUGACUUGACUAGACUGAAAUGAAAAUGUAUUGGUAUAAAGUCUAUAAAUUUAUUCAAGGACACUUAUAUCCAAACUUACACACAAUAAAGAGAUGUUGAAGCUGACAUUUUGGACAAGUUAUGUCUCGAUUGAUGCUUUUUGUGGAAGAUCUUGCAUCUGUGAGAGCCAAUUAGGAAAAGCGAGGACAUUCAAGUAGAAAUGUACCGACAAAUCACACAAAGAAUGUGUAAUAUGAUGGACGUGGCAAGAUGUUUACAAUAUACUUUGUUAAAUCUUAGCAUGUAAUGGUGUCUUUUUUGCAUUUUCAAUCAUUUUGGCUACUUAUUGGGGGUGACUACCUAAAACUGACAUAUAUAUAUAUACUACCUUGCUAUUACGUCAGCUUGAAAUUUUUUUUUGCUCAGUUUUCAUUAGAUACAUAUCUCCUGAUAUUUUUCAUUAAUUCAAUAACAGAAUAUAUUUUAUGAUAUACUACAUAGUGACCUGACUAGAGCAAGCUCACAGAUUUCUUGUCCUCCCUUAAAAUAGAACUGCAUAAUACUAUCGUAAUUACACUGGUUUUUCCUCCUUCAAUAGCUUUAAGCAGAUGGGAUUGUCCUUCAAGUCUGAUUGCUUAUAACUGCGUUUUAUAAUAUUUCUACCUCCCAAUGGUCUUUGUCUUUCAUGUCCUGUUAAAAAUAAAGUUUGUUUCUAGUUCCUCAAUCUCCUCGACAAUUUGUGGUAUUGACAAAAGGUAUUUUACAACAACCAUGCAGUAGAUCAAACAAGCUCUUGUCAGUCAUGAAUUCUUGGUGGCCUGGAGCAAAGAAGCCAGAAUACUUGGGGAAAUCUUAACACACACAUGGACAGAUGACCCAUUUUCAAGUCUGAUCUGGAAAUUUGCCUGGGUCACCUAGGUGAAAGGCAGGUGUCCCUUGUAUUACAACCAGACACUGCAUUCUGUGGUACUAGUUGCACAGUUCCUCUGUCUGAUAUACUGAAUUUUACACGCAAAGUAUAUACACGUAGUGCUAAUUUUCAUCUCAACAUAAGACAGCUCUUGUUGUUGUGGUAAGAAUUUAAUAUUGAUUCCUGUGUGAUUCUGCUGCUGUGCAAUGACUUCAAAGCCACAUUAAGUGCCAAUCUUGUAAAGAAUUUUUCCUCAUUUUGUGAAUACAGUUUUUUUAGACUAAUUUGAUUAAUCUUAGCAAUGAUGUUAUACAUUAAAUUAAUUGUAAAAAAAAGUGUGAUAAUACCUUGAUAAGGUGUACAUUGUGUUUGGGACUACAAAGGAUUUUGCCUUCAGGUUUAUGCAGUAGUGAUGUCAGGAACCUAGGUACAAUGAAGUAGAGGAGUUUUUGUAAUGAUAUGAUAAACAUAUGAUCCAUGUAUUUAUGUCGUUUUACUUUUCUAAUUAUGACCUGUCAGUAUACAAUUCUAGAUUCUGAAAAUUGAUUUGCACCUGAUUUCAUAAACUUUCAUGAUUUAGCCUUCUCUAACACUUCUUAAAUUUCUGAACCCAAACUUUUAAUAAUUUUGGACAGUUGAACAUAUAUUGUUUUUAUCAUGUUUAGAAGUUUUAAGCUCGUUUGUAAAGAAAUAUUGAUUCUGGAAAUAAUAUAAUUUACUGAUCAAAAGUGAUAAUUUAGUAAGUCAAAAGUGGUAUUUGGUUAUGUAUAAUAAUCUAUAAUAUAGUUUGUAAUUAGACUAUGUAGUAUUAAACACUUUCCUGUUUUAAAUUGUCACCUGUUAAAGCUUACCCUUCAGUUUUAAGCUUGAUUCUACCUGGAAAUAAUUGUAAAAUUUUGAUUUUAUUUGAAAUCAGACUUUUUCAGUUAUACUUGUUUUUGUUGUUGUUAUUUUCACCAAUGAUUUCUUAACAUUUUCAUCAUGACUUUAUAACAGAUGAUAUCCUGUUAGUAUUACAGAGAAAUUCUGAUGAUUUUUUUUAUCAGAAUGGUUACAGCUGUAUCAACAUCAUAAUUUGACACUUAGAUGCUCUAAGUUUGGUGAGACUUAAAUAAAAUUAUUAUAGACACUGA